AGUGCUUAGAGAGAGAGAGAGAGGGAGAGGCAAAUAACUCAACAGGAACCGUUAAGCUGGAACCUAAACCGGCGCCAAAGACAAUAUUCUGUUGGGUGCUUUCUUUUUCGUUAACUUUCUCAACAGUGCAUGUCUCUCUGUCUCUCUCUGUCUCUCCUUAAAACCCAAACAAACAAACAAACCCGGUUUUCACUUUAAAAACCCAGACAAGUCUCUCCUUAAGGACUGCUACUACUCUACUCUGUUAAUUCUCAAGCUCAUUCAUAGUACUGACUCUGUCUCUCCGUCACCUUUUCCGUCUCUGCCAUGAUGGAGAAUGGUUUCUCCUCUCCCCGGAAUGAUUCGUUUCCUGCUGGUCUCCGUGUUCUCGUUGUCGAUGAUGAUCCCACCUGGUUAAAAAUCCUUGAAAAGAUGCUCAAGAAAUGCUCGUAUGAAGUGACCACUUGCGGUUUGGCAAGAGAUGCUUUGAACCUGCUUCGUGAGAGGAAAGGUGGAUAUGACAUUGUAAUCAGUGACGUCUACAUGCCUGAUAUGGAUGGUUUUAAACUUCUAGAGCUUGUUGGACUGGAGAUGGAUCUUCCAGUAAUUAUGAUGUCUGUUGAUGGAGAGACAAGCAGGGUGAUGAAAGGCGUUCAACAUGGAGCAUGUGAUUAUCUUCUUAAGCCUAUACGAAUGAAAGAACUCCGGAAUAUAUGGCAGCAUGUAUUCAGAAAGAAAAUACACGAGGUAAGAGAUAUUGAAAUUCUCGAAGGGAACGAAAGUUUUCAAAUGACUAGAAAUGGAUCAGAUCAAUAUGAGGAUGGGCAUUUUCUCUGUGGAGAAGACCUUACUUUGAUAAAGAAAAGAAAAGAUAUCGAAAGCAAGCAUGAUGAAAAAGACAUUGGUGAUAAUACUUCUACAAAGAAAGCUAGAGUAGUUUGGUCUGUAGAACUUCAUCAGAAAUUUGUCAAAGCAGUAAAUCAGAUAGGAUUUGAUAAAGUUGGUCCAAAGAAAAUACUUGACUUGAUGAAUGUGCCACGUUUGACAAGGGAAAAUGUCGCUAGCCAUUUGCAGAAAUACCGUCUCUAUUUGAGUAGAUUGCAGAAAGGAAACGAUUUUAACAACCCUGAUGGUAUGGUAAAGCAGUCGGACUCACCUUUGAGUGAUUCUGCUGGAAGUUUUGGCUCUCAGAAUUCAAUCAACUUGCAGCCAACUGAUGUUUCAAAUGGGUGCUAUGGAUUUUCUGGCAGUAGCUUGGUUCUUCAAAAUGUGGAUCCCAGAAGCCACGAUGGUGAUAGAAAGAUACUUGUUACAACGCCUGUGGCAGAACCCAAAAGAGGCUUAACAGUUGAUGCUCCCAAUCCUCGUAAACCCAGGAUUUCACAGAUGGAAUUUGGUCAUCCGAUUGCACCUCCACGAUCAGAAGUAAAUUUUGCAACAUUUGAUUCUUCCUUCCCAUCCAAGUAUCCUUGGUGUGGAAUUCCAGGGAUUCCACUCAAACAAGAACAUAAUCCACUUCAUUUGAAUGAUGGGUUUAGCCACCUACCAAUGCCUCGUCAAAAGCAGCUUACACGAGCUGAUUAUCCACAGCCUGCUCCAGCCAUCAGUUCUGCACCUUCCUUGACAGAAAGAGAAAUUGGUUGCCCUGUCAAAAUUAAGCCUUCACGUAAUGACUACAGCAGCAAUGCCUGCCAUGUAAGUUCAACAGCAAGUGCAGUUGACUCUAUCCCUCUUCAAACGAAGACCAACUCGACAAAUCAUCAAGUGUCAAGCACUUCUAGUAUGGAAAAUCAAGGCUUGAAUAUGAAUUGCCUUACAGGUGUGGAAUCUUCCAGAAAAAACAUAAAUUUGGGAAUGCCACCUUUCGCUCCUUUGGAUAAGGACUUGCAAGUAUGUUUUGUUCCAGGUGAUUACUAUAUGAAUCUCGGGCUCCAAAACAUAGAGGUUCCGGAAUAUUUUGACCCAAGUCUUCUCACAGACGUACCGAUACACUUGAAUGAUGGGCUGAGGUUUGACUAUGAGUUCUAUGACCCCACAGAAUAUUCUCUAAUAGAUCAAAGCUUGUUUAUAUGAUGAUCUCCGUCUCCCUUCAAUGAUGAAGGAUCACCUGGCUUUUCUUUUCCUGUACCAAUAUAUUAGAGGGGUAAUCUAACUCUGGGUUGGGAUCUUAUAGUUUCGAUCGGUCUGGUCUUGCAUGUUGAAACAUGUACAAGCAUAAUAGGGUUCCCUUUUCAUGUCUGGCUCGGCUGGUACCUACAUUACUCUCUGCUGCAUGCUGCAACUCUCUUAUUCCUUGCAAAUUUUAUAAUUACAUGUUAUUAGCUGCUGGAAGUUGAAAUC
Populus euphratica (Euphrates poplar) is the source of this 2319-nucleotide messenger RNA. Its product is annotated as two-component response regulator ARR11. The transcript is spliced from 5 exons. Gene Ontology annotation, biological process: phosphorelay signal transduction system; cytokinin-activated signaling pathway. Gene Ontology annotation, molecular function: DNA binding. NCBI's taxonomy places the organism in Eukaryota, Viridiplantae, Streptophyta, Magnoliopsida, Malpighiales, Salicaceae. The record is from RefSeq and is a predicted model, not a curated record. Bases 307 to 2052 code for a protein of 581 amino acids.